Ceraceosorus guamensis is the source of this 1410-nucleotide messenger RNA. RefSeq lists its product as hypothetical. Lineage: Eukaryota; Fungi; Basidiomycota; Exobasidiomycetes; Ceraceosorales; Ceraceosoraceae. Gene Ontology annotation, cellular component: nucleus; cytoplasm. Gene Ontology annotation, molecular function: ATP hydrolysis activity; nicotinamide-nucleotide adenylyltransferase activity. The record is from RefSeq and is a predicted model, not a curated record. The transcript has a single exon. Bases 193 to 1137 code for a protein of 314 amino acids.
UUCACGAUUCCCGAUUGGAGGAGCUCCACCUGCGUGCCGAGCAAUCAGAACCGACCGGCGCAUGAGCCUUUGUCAGCUCGCAGGUGAUGACUUCCGCAGCCAGCAUCUCUUCAUCCAUCCCCAAGCCCACCUGCGAUACCGUCAUCCCCACCAAUUUGAAGCAUUGAAACUCUACAUUCUGUGCUCUCGAUCAUGGCAACGCUGAGCUCGGCCACGCGUUCCACGUUGCGCAAGCAGCUACGAGACUUUCUCAGCAGAUGCGAGUCCUCGUCGUCUUCUUCGCAGGGUCACCUUCCCUUGAUCCUUUAUCCCUCACCCGAUGCUUUCCCUCCCAGAGUUUCGGGUGCGCUGCACAUCAGCGUUCUCGAUUCCUCCUUCAACCCGCCUUCCAACGCCCACCUAGCCCUCAGCACCCUCGUCCCACCUGCAAGCACCUCGGAACAUCCCAAUGCUCACCUGUUGCUCUUCUCUGCUACCAACGCCGACAAGGGCACCGGCAGAAGUGGAGAUUUGAAGCCGGAGAACAGGCUGGACUUGAUGCUACUCUUAGCCAAGGAUGUGGAAGCGGCAUUGAAGGGGGCAGGGCAAGAAGCUAAUGUAUUCGUGGGAUUGGUUGACAAACCUUUGAUGGGCGAUAAGAGCUCCCUCAUACAUGCUCUCCUUCGCCAGCACGGACACACGCCUGCUGUCCAUAGCGAGGGUGCUCAUGCUUCAGACGGUGCUUCGCCCGCAAGAUUGCACUACAUCGUGGGCACCGACACGCUCGUGCGCUUCUUCGAGCCAAAGUAUUACGGCGGACAAGAAGGCUUCGAGAGGGUAUGCAGGCAAUUCUUCGAAGUUGAACGCACAAGGUUUCUGUGCGUCAAAAGACCCGCAUCGAGAAACUCUGCGGAUGCGGAGCAAGUCAAGAAGGAGGAAGAGGAAGUGUUGAGUAGGGCAAACAUUCGAAGGCGUGUCGAGUGCGGGGACGUGGUUGUGGUGGACGUGCCCGAGGCUGAGGGGAUAAGCAGCACUCGUGUGCGCAAGUUGCUUCAGGGAUCUCAACCAGCAGAGCAAAAGAGGACCGAGCUCAAGCAGCUUGUCACGCCUAGCAUCGCCGAGUAUUUGCUCAAUGAGCAGAGCAUUUGGAUGGAAUGACGAAUCACUCGGUAUCAUCAUAAUCAUUGAGUUGCGGGAAGAGGAGAAGCAGCACGACUUCGGGACCAGGCUCAGCGCACCACUUCAUCACAGCUUUCGACUCCACGUAUCAUCUAGUCUGGUCUCGUAGCGCUUUUCUCCUGUCUUGAGACGGAUGUAUGCGUUGACGCUCUGCUCUACCGUCCUCAAGUCGAAGUCGAAGAUGCGCGUUCCUGCACACAAUGGGACACGCUCAGCAGUUGCGAUUAUCCACUCUCGACCAGUGCCGCGCCU